GCUCUCAGAUUUCUCGACCUCUCUCUCUCUCUCGAAGAUUCCAGUAAACCUUUCCGUUUCCUUCUGUGCAGGCUUCUCGAGUUCUCUCUCUAAAAUCCAAUCUCUCUCCAAAAUUUCAUACUUCUCCUUCAAACCGGUUUCUCUCUCUAGAACUCCCUCGCCGCUGCCUUCUGUCUUUCACUUUCUUGAUGAAAACGACUCACUUCCUAGCUCCUCUGUCACUUCCAUGUCCGCCGUCGGUGGGUAUUAUAAGCUCACGGAGCUCUCGGUUUUGUUCAUUUCUUUUUGGGUACCCCAAGUGCUCCGUUUGGUUGCUGAGAGACUGAGAAAAAGGGAUUGAAUCGCUUGGUUGGUUUUUCGGUGAGCAAACAGAACUGGGUUCUGUUGUGUUUUUAUCGUGACUGAUGGAAAUUUGGUGUCUUUGGUUCGAAUCUGCAGCACCCAAGAGGAAAAUACCGCGACCCGUGAAAUACGACGACGAGAACCCGGCGGUUCAAAACAAUCCCAUUUCUUCUACGGCCAAAGUGGUGGCUGAUCAGCCUGCUAAGGUUGAGACUUCCUGUCCGAAUUUGGAAAAAAAACCCAAGGACUCUAGCUGAAAAUGGUGGGUCUUCGUGUGAUUUGCCCCACUCUCAAGCUGUUCCGGCAUCGGUGGAGGCUCAGCGGGAGUCAAUUAGGCCGGAGAGCAACGCGGUGUCGAAGUCAAGGCCAGUGAACGAUGAAUCGGAGAGUCGAAAUGUUAAAACAAGCAAGGAGGAGCCUCAAUCUCCCAAGAAGGAACCUACUGGCAUCAAAUUGGAUGAUAAACGUGAAGAAAUCACACUGACCAAACCGUGAUAAAAUACAGAGAGAUGUGAAGUUCAAGAGAAGGGGACUAAAUCAAUCUUCGAUUUACCUGACCAAUAAUUCAAGAUUCAAGGAAGAUGGUGAAAAUCAGAACCCCAAUCUAUCAACCCCUCCAAUGAACCAAGCUAAGGCCAUGAAGGCAACACUCAAAUCAAGCACAGAGAAGAAGCAACCAAUUGAGAGCACAACGCCGAACAAUGAGGUUUCUGUUGAUGGGUUGAGUUCAAUGAAGAAAUAUGUAUUUAGAUUAGGCUGUGCUCAGGCUCCUUUGGACAAAAGAGUUCCAACCGCUGGGCAAUUACAACGGUCGUUGAGUACUUCCAUCUGCUUCCCUAUGCUGCGAUUUUGUGAGACUGAUAUCCCAGUACUGAAAAUCAUUACUAGAAGUAUAACUGAAACUUGGAGCUUUGGUCUUUGGACUAGGACCUUUGGCUGAUGCCAUCUUCUCAGACUGAAGGUUACCCUCAUAGCCUGAAACAACCCCAUCCUCUGAGAUUGUAACAAGAGCUGGCUUCCAUUGAUGACCACUUCCAGAUUUGGAGCUUCUCCCAUGGGUCGAUCUCGUCAUCCAAUCUCGGGUUCGCGACGACGAUGAGCGGUAACACGAUCCCAACUCCAAGAGGAACUUCAUUAUUCUGGUUAGGUUUGGCUCGGGAGAAAACUCAAGUAUAUAUGCCCUGUGAUUUUGUCAAGGUAUGACAUUUAAUCGGUUUUUUUAGCUUGUAUUUAUAGGGAGAGAGAAGGUUAGGAUUUGUGACGCUGACGUGCAGUGUCUAUUUUCUGAAAUCUUAAUGGAUUUUAUGUUAUUGUGUUGAGUUGUCAUCUUAUCUGCGUAAUCUGAAAGGGUCAAGGGGUCCUAAUACGUUUGGUUUGCCUAAUCCAAUUGUUAAUUACACCUUCCA
Molecule: messenger RNA, 1748 nt
Organism: Malus domestica (apple)
Lineage: Eukaryota; Viridiplantae; Streptophyta; Magnoliopsida; Rosales; Rosaceae
Source: RefSeq, a predicted model, not a curated record